Branchiostoma floridae (Florida lancelet) is the source of this 3234-nucleotide messenger RNA. RefSeq names its product aspartate aminotransferase, mitochondrial-like. Gene Ontology annotation, cellular component: mitochondrion. Bases 109 to 1425 code for a protein of 438 amino acids. Lineage: Eukaryota; Metazoa; Chordata; Leptocardii; Amphioxiformes; Branchiostomatidae. Gene Ontology annotation, biological process: biosynthetic process; L-aspartate catabolic process. The transcript has 12 exons. The record is from RefSeq and is a predicted model, not a curated record. Gene Ontology annotation, molecular function: L-aspartate:2-oxoglutarate transaminase activity; pyridoxal phosphate binding.
UCCGUGUGGGACUCUGCGCAAAGUCAACGCAAGGACGGGAUUGUAGAAGAAACGUGAGAAGUUAAUGCCUGUACUAGCCUAUUGGGGAGAAGCAUAAAGAAGAGAGCAAUGUCGUUUCUGACGCAAAGUGCCUUGAAGACAUCGUUGGCGUGCUCCAACACGCUGUGGCAGCCAUGUGGGCGGGCGGUGCGAAUGCUGCCCCCCUCCCACUACCGUGCGAACAGUUCCUGGUGGGGACAAGUUGAGAUGGGCCCUCCUGAUGCCAUCCUGGGGGUCACCGAGGCCUUCAAGAAGGACAGCAACCCCAACAAGAUGAACCUGGGGGUGGGGGCAUAUAGGGAUGACAGUGGCAAACCCUUUGUACUACAGUGUGUCCGAAAGGCAGAACAGCUGAUUGCCGACGCUGCCCUGGAUAAGGAGUACUCACCUAUAGUUGGCAAUGCUGAGUUCUGUAAGGCCUCAGCAAAGUUGGCAUUUGGGGACAACAGCAGUGUCAUCAACGAAGGCCUGAUCAGUACUGUCCAGGCCCUGUCUGGGACUGGUGCACUGAGAGUUGGGGCUGCUUUCCUGGACAAGUUCCAUGGCAGUAAGGAGGUGUACUUACCUAAACCAUCAUGGGGAAACCACACUCCAAUUUUCAAACAUGCUGGAAUGAAUGUGAAUGCUUACCGGUACUAUGAUACACAGACAUAUGGACUGGAUGAAGCUGGCUGUUUUGAAGACAUCAGUAAUAUCCCCGAGGGGUCAGUCAUCGUGCUGCAUGCCUGUGCCCACAACCCUACUGGUGUGGACCCCAAGCCAGAGCAGUGGAAAGAGAUGUCCAAAAUUAUAAAGGAGAGGAAACUGCUGCCAUUUAUUGACAUGGCCUACCAAGGGUUUGCCAGUGGUGACGUGGAUAGGGACAGUUUUGCAGUCAGGCAUUUUGUGGAGGAAGGUCACAAUCUUGUGCUGUCACAGUCUUACUCCAAAAACAUGGGCUUGUAUGGUGAACGUGUGGGGGCGCUGACAUUUGUGUGCAGCACUCCAGACGAGGCCAAGCGAGUGGAGUCCCAGGUGAAGAUUGUGAUCCGCCCCAUGUACUCCAACCCUCCUAUCAACGGUGCCAGGCUAGCAGCCACCAUCCUCACCAACGCGGAAUUACGCCAACAAUGGCUGGUGGAAGUGAAGGAGAUGGCAGACCGCAUCAUCACUAUGCGGGAACAGCUGGUGGCAAACCUGAGGAAGGAGGGCUCCACCCACAACUGGCAACACAUCACUGACCAGAUUGGCAUGUUCUGUUUCACUGGACUCAAACAACAACAAGUGGAAAAGCUGACAAAAGACUUCUCUGUCUUCCUGACUAAAGAUGGCCGAAUCUCUAUUGCUGGUGUGUCCUCCAAGAAUGUAGCUUAUCUUGGACAUGCUAUCCAUGAGGUGACUAAGUGAAGACAGCGGUCCUUCUCACCCAAAAAUAUUUGCGACCUGAUGCAAUAAAAUUACACCCCGAAUUGGUGAAAGUAAUUUCUUGUAUAGAAGCGGGUUAACUGGUGACUUCUUAAAAUUGUUUGGUUGUAAACAGUUAGAAUUAGGAAAGUACGCUUAAAAAGUUGUUUUAAAUGGAAACAUGAAGCAUCAUUUUGAUCUGGAGAAUGUUUCCAGUAUCUGCACCAAACCUUGGACAUUUGCCUUUGCACUAAAGGCAAAAUGAAAGUGGGGACAUUUUUAUGGUGAUUUUCAUGAGUUACAAAAGAAUGCAGAAAGACUCAGAAUUGAUUUUGUGACUCAAUGGCAUGGUAAUUAAAGACAUACAUACAUGUAGUAAAUAUCAGUGGUUAAAACAAAUGGUUUAAGAACUUGGUAGUCAGCUAUGGAAUGAAUCGGUAGCUUUGCAGACUAGCAUCUUUUGUAAUGUAAGGAGUACAGUCAAACCUGUAUUAGGGGCCACCUCUACAGAGGGGCCACCUGUCCAUAGUGGCCACUUUUUGUCGGUCCCUUGGGUAUUUUAUCUACAAGUUGCCACCUCUAUACAGAGGCCACCUGUUUAUAGUGGCCAAAUUUGUCCGGUCCCUUGAGUGGCCGCUAUAGACAGGUUUGACUGUACAUGCAAGUCUUCAAAAUAGACUGUGGCUUCUAAAUCUUACCACAUGCCAUACCUUAAUGAUCCUGAAAGGAUGUUCACAAAUCAGGUAUCACUCGACAGUAUCAAAAGUAAAUAACAUUACGUUUAUUGCAUUUUUGGCUGCCUAAACACAUUGUUUUAGACUAUUUAAGUGAUGUGUAAUUUAAGCGAUGUGUAAGCCUUAAUCUACUGAAUGACAUCCUGCCAGGGCCACAUUGACUAAAUUUAAGGAUGACAUCCUCUGGAGAUCCCAAAAACUAAUGGGCAAAGGCGGAAAAAAUGAAAAAUCCUGCAAAAAAAAAUGUCGCCCAAAAAAACACAGGACAGAACAUUCAGUCCAUUCUCCCCAGGCUUGGUUUGUCUAAUGUCUGCCUCCAGUCUGUCUGUAAGACUAAGAGACCAUUUUUGCCAUUUCAAUCAUGUUUCUAGUGCCAUUCUAGUUUAAAGAGGGCACUGAGGCUCAGACUAUAUACCCCCUUACCCAGGGGAGCAGAUCUUCUGGCAAGCAUAACAUUCAGAUUGACCAGGAAUGCUAUUAGGUGACUUGAGGCCACUGUUUUUUUUUGUUUUUUAGAACAGGUGAAAAUCAAUGCGCACCUGGAUGUCAUCCAUAAAAUUAAGUCGGUGUGGCCUAAGGUCAAUCCCUCUGGUCCUCUGUCAUAGUUCAGUAUAAAGACUAAUCUGGUCAGACACAGCUGUUGUUCAGAAAUCGCCUACUACAACUUUCCGACUUCUAUGUCAGUUUAACAAGCAAGAAAAGCAUGUACAAUGCAGCAGAAAAAUGUCAGAACUGUUUUCUUUCUUGUCCUGCCACUGCUUGCAGUUGUUAUGACAAUAAUGAAGUCAACUCUCAAAUUUCAGGUCAUUCAUAAAACCUUCAAAAACCUUACACAUGAUUGUAGUAGGUCCAAUGUGUCUGUUUCAGAUUAGUAAUUGUCGCUAGUCUAUAAUGUUCAAACUGGAAGUUUUCGUCAACGGUUCAUUUGUCCAUAGAAGGCUGUAGUGACGGCCAAGUUGACUGCUCACAACAAGAUUGGGUUGAUGCUAAUGUAUGAUGCCAACAUAGAUGAUAUUUGUGGAAAUGAUGUGUUUAAUGCCGCCACUAUCAAGAAACAAUACAGAAUAUUUUGCCCUCA